AUGGCCAUACAGAAAUCUCUCUUUCUUGCUUUUCUUCUUUUAUUAUUAGAAUUUCUUUCAUCAAAUGCCUUUACAACAGCACCAGCAUCCACACUCGGAGAAGCAGACGCUCUCUUGGAAUGGAAAGCCAGCAUCUUGUCACCACAAGCUCUCCAUUCAUGGUCACUUCCAGCUGCUAAUGCUAGUGCCAACACAAUCUCUCCAUGCAAAUGGUAUGGGAUCUCCUGCAACAGCCUUGGAAGCGUAAUAGAGAUAAGCUUACCCAGUGCAGGCUUGCAAGGUAAGCUUGAUAACUUGAGCUUCUCGUCAUUUCCAAACCUCCUCCGUCUCAAUCUCAGUGACAACACACUCAUUGGAACCAUCCCAGCUGAUAUUGGCACUCUUUCUAGAAUCGUCUCCCUCAAUAUCUCCAUGAAUAAUCUCUCUGGACUUCUACCUCUUUCAAUGGCUAACCUUUCUCACCUUUCAGAGCUCGACAUCUCGUCUAAUGAAAUAACUGGGCCUAUUCCUCCUUCUUUAGGUAACUUGAUCAGGCUGACAGUCCUCCACCUCUCUGACAAUCAAAUUUCUGGUUCAAUUCCAGCACAAUUAGGAAAUCUCAAGAAUUUGGUUAAGUUGUCGUUGCACAAUAACAAUCUGACAGGUCCAAUCCCUCCUGCUUUAGGUAAUUUGAGAAGCCUUACGGUUUUGUACCUUGACAACAAUCAAAUUUCUGGUUCAAUUCCUGCACAAUUAGGAAAUCUCAAGAAUUUGGUUGAUUCGGAGUUGUCACAUAACAAUCUAACAGGUCCAAUCUCUCCUGCUUUAGGUAAUUUGAGAAGCCUUAAGGUUUUGUACCUCCACAACAAUCAAAUUUCUAGUUCAAUUCCUGCACAAUUAGGAAAUCUCAAGAAUUUGGUUGAUUUGGAGUUGUCACAUAACAAUCUAACAGGUCCAAUCCCUCCUGCUUUAGGUAAUUUGAGAAGCCUUACGGUUUUGUACCUCCACAACAAUCAAAUUUCUGGUUCAAUUCCUGCACAAUUAGGAAAUCUCAAGAAUUUGGUUGAAUUGGUGUUGUCACAUAACAAUCUGACAGGUCCAAUCCCUCCUGCUUUAGGUAAUUUGAGAAACCUUACACAUUUGUCCCUCUACGACAAUCAAAUUUCUGGUUCAAUUCCUCUGGAAAUUGGGAAUUUGGUAAAUCUCAAUGAGCUUCAGCUGUCCAUUAACCUUCUAACAGGUUCUAUCCCUUCCACUUUAGGAAACUUGACCAAGCUUGAACUCUUCAUUGCAAUUGACAACCAUUUAACUGGUGAGAUCCCAAAAAGCUUCAGAAAUUGCACUAGGUUAACUAGAGUUCGACUCGACGGAAACCAGCUCAUUGCAAAUGUAUCAGAAGUCUUUGGUGUAUACCCACAUCUCUAUUUCAUGGAUGUCAGCAACAAUAGGUUGUUUGGUGAACUCUCACCGAACUGGGGAGAAUGCAGAAACUUGACAAAGCUACAAUUCUCUGGAAACAUGAUCACUGGUAGAAUUCCUCGCGAGAUUGGGCGGUUGACCCGGCUAGGAGUGCUUGGUCUUUCUUCAAACCGUCUGGUCGGAGAGAUUCCAAAGGAAUUGGGGACGUUGACUUCAUUGUUCAACUUGAGUUUAAGUGAUAACCAGCUUUCUUAUAGGGUUCCUCAAGAAAUUGGGAGACUGUCCAAUUUGGAGAUUCUGGACCUAUCAAUGAACAACCUUUCUGGUCCAAUACCACCUCAGUUGGGGAAUUGCUCCAAACUACGGUAUCUGAAAUUGAGUGAAAAUUAUUUGAAGGGAAGCAUUCCAUUUCAGAUAGGCAACCUGAUACACCUACAGGGUGCAUUAGACCUUAGCCAUAAUUCACUCAAUGGAGAGAUAUCAUCACAAAUUGGGAACUUGCAGAUGCUGGAAAUGUUAAACCUCUCCCACAACAUGUUGUCUGGCUCAAUUCCAAAAUCUUUUGAAGGGAUGCUCAGCUUGCAAUCCAUAGAUUUUUCAUACAAUGAUUUGGAAGGCCCUAUUCCCAACAACAAAGCCUUUCAGAAGGCUCCUGCAGAGGCAUUCAUAAAAAACAAAGCCUUAUGUGGUGAAGUGCAAGGUUUGAGACCCUGCAAUGCUCCUUCAACAAGCCAUGGUGAUACAAAAAAAGGCCGCCAAGUUGUCAUCUUCAUUGUUCUUCCUCUCUUGGCAGCCUUGUUUCUUUUAUUUAUAGUCGUCGGCGUUUCUUCCAUUUAUUAUCAAAGACGAAGAAAUAAAGAGAAAGAGGUUCUCGAAAGGAGCAACAGAAAUCCAUUUUCAAUGUGGAAUUAUGAUGGGAUUGAUGCAUUUGAACAGAUUAUGGAAGCGACAGAGAGUUUCGACGAUAAAUAUUGCAUCGGAACUGGAGGGUAUGGAAAAGUUUACAAAGCAAAUCUACCAUCAGGCCAAGUAGUAGCUGUGAAAAAACUUCACCCACUCGAAGGUGGGGAUCAAUCCGAUCAAAGAAGUUUUAGAAAUGAGAUUCGAGCAUUAACAGAAAUCCGUCAUCGCAACAUUGUGAAGCUUUAUGGUUUUUGUUCCCAUGCUCAAUUCUCAUUUUUAGUCUAUGAGUACAUGGAAAGGGGAAGCUUGGCUAGCAUCCUAAGCAAUGACAGUGGAGCUGCAGAGUUGGACUGGACUCUAAGGGUGAAGGUUAUUAAAGGUGUGGCCCAUGCGUUAUCUUACAUGCACCAUGAUUGCACCCAGCCAAUUGUCCAUCGAGACCUAUCAAGCAACAACGUUCUGCUGAAUUCAGAACUUGAGGCAUGUGUUUCUGACUUUGGCACUGCAAGAUUGUUGAUACCCAAUUCAUCCAAUUGGACUAUGCUCGCAGGCACUUACGGAUACAUCGCUCCAGAGCUUGCAUUUACAAUGAGGGUGACUGAAAAUUGCGACGUAUAUAGCUUUGGUGUUGUGGCACUUGAAGUGAUGAUGGGAAGGCAUCCUGGAGAGCUCAUCUCCUCUUUGUCAUCACCAAGUAGACAUGAUACACUGCUAAAGGAUAUGUUGGACCAACGUCUCUUGGGUCCAACGGCUGAGAUUGCACCGGAAGUCUUAUUUGUGGUGUCCAUGGCACUUUCAUGCAUUCGACUAGAUCCAAACUCUCGGCCAACCAUGCACUACGUGGCUCAAGAGUUAUCUAUUAGUCAGCCUUCCUUCUCUCUAGGACCAUUCCACGCGCUUACAUUACGUCAACUGAUGGAUCUCAAGGUAUAGUUGGGUGGAUGAAAAUCAUUGAGGUUGGGGAUGUGUAGAGGCAAGUACAUUAUUAUUGUGUGUGUUUAUUGUAUGAAAA
Molecule: messenger RNA, 3313 nt
Organism: Magnolia sinica
Lineage: Eukaryota; Viridiplantae; Streptophyta; Magnoliopsida; Magnoliales; Magnoliaceae
Product: MDIS1-interacting receptor like kinase 2-like
Exons: 2
Coding region: 1-3234 (1077 amino acids)
Biological process (GO): protein phosphorylation
Molecular function (GO): protein kinase activity; ATP binding; protein binding
Source: RefSeq, a predicted model, not a curated record